AUGGCCAUGUCUGGUAAAGCAAUGAAGAAUAUGUUUGUUAAUGAAGACCUCUUGAACGAAAUAUUUGUCCGUUUGACUUCCAAAUCACUUGUCCGAUUCAAGUCGGUUUCCAAGGGCUGGCUGUCUCUCAUCUCAUCUCCAUCCUUAAUUCUCCGCAGACGACGACGGCGCCAGGGCUUGCUGAUUCAAAACUUAAGAAAUUCUAACCCAAUCAAUUUCAUUCCCCUGAACAGCAUCACCACCAACAACAACAAUCAUGUGAAUGUGAAUGUGAAUGAUGAUGAUUAUCCAGAUCUGUUAUUCUUCCCUAAAGUCGAUAAAAUCUAUUUAAUGACUUCAUCCAACGGGCUUCUAUUUUGUGUCGGUAAUAAGUGUCACGUCUUGAAUCCCACCACUAGGCAAUUCCUAACCGUUGUUAGACAACCAAACCUCACUCACUUCUGUCUGGUUGGACUUGGUUUGAUAUUCGAUCCAUCUAAAUCUAUUCACUACAAGUUGGUUUGUCUUUGGAAGAGCUAUUUUGAUUUUCAGGUGGAGAUUUACUCAUCUGAGACCAAAUCCUGGAAGGCUCUGCAUCAUUGUAAGUCACCCUUUUCACCUAAAAAUUAUAGUUAUCUGACUUUUUAUCCUGCUGGGAUUUACUGGAACGAUGCAAUCAUCUGGUUCCCCAAUGGCAAUGGGAAGAGUGAUUGUCUCAUCUUCGAUAUCGAAAAGGAGCAGGAGGAGGUGAGAACACUUCCGCAGCCAAACAGGGAUCAGUGGGGUGAUCUUGUGUUCUGCUUUGGGGAAUCGGGAGGACAUCUUUACGCAGUUGAAUGGUCUCGAAUCAGGUCGUCCACCAAAGCCUUUAGAGUAUAUGAAAUGAAGGAGGAUUUUUCCGGUUGGCUCCUCACCAAGUAUACCGGUAACCUAUCUGAUCAAAUCGAAUCCGAGUUUCGUGUAUUGAGCUUGGUUUGGACCGACGAAGACAAACCCUAUCUCGUUUUGGAUUUAGGGUUUCAGAUCGUAAGCUACAAUCUCGAGGAGAAGGAGGAUACAAAGAUUAAUGAGAUUUCUGGUGUUCAACCGCCUUUCUUUAAAGAAUCUAUACAAUUUAAUUUAAUUCCAGAUGUACAUCAGUAUGUUGAGUGUUACUCCAGCGUUUCACCGCUCUGA
Messenger RNA from Impatiens glandulifera, 1155 nucleotides. RefSeq names its product F-box protein At5g07610-like. The coding region runs from base 1 to 1155 and encodes 384 amino acids. Lineage: Eukaryota; Viridiplantae; Streptophyta; Magnoliopsida; Ericales; Balsaminaceae. The record is from RefSeq and is a predicted model, not a curated record. Gene Ontology annotation, molecular function: protein binding. The transcript has a single exon.